Molecule: messenger RNA, 4007 nt
Organism: Cladocopium goreaui
Lineage: Eukaryota; Dinophyceae; Suessiales; Symbiodiniaceae
Source: the annotation of a GenBank genome assembly
AUGUCCGGGGCUCCUGACGAUGGGCAGUACGUGCCCGCCAUGAAGCUGAUGUGGGAUGAGGUGGACAGACGUUUUGACCCCAAGUAUGUCCUUGGAGAAGCCGGCCACCAGUUUUGCCAAAGCUAUUCUGUCAGAGCUGCGCAUCCUGAAUUUCCUUACGCUUUGCAUUGUCUUUCUUUGAUGUGUGCUUUGGCGAAUGGCGCGCGGGUCGCCAUCUUUGCCACAGCACCGUCGCCUCUGACUUUGGUAGCGGUCAAUGUCAACUAUGCCCAGACCAGAAAGUCUUCCAUGACUGGACACGCAGAGGCUUUGGGGCAAGAGUUGGACACAGUCAUCUUGGAGAAUGCGAUGUCCAAGCUGCAGCAGGAAAGCUUUGAGGAGGGAGCGGCUCAAGUCCUGAGGUAUUUGAAGCCAAGAAUCGCUUCUGCGACUGUUGCCAGCGCCACACCGGAAGAAUGGUUUCACCGUUGCUCUGCUGACUGGAACCAAGUCCGCAACGCAGACAAGCUGCCAGGAGAUUGGUCUGGGCGUUGCUGGUACGGCUUGCUAGGCAACUUUGAUGAAGCCUACGACUUCUUGCUGAGCCUUGGCCUGUUGUCCGACUCAAAUGCAACAACGAGAGAGAAAUCAAAAAGCAAAGUCAACCCGUACCAGAGCGCGUUCAACAAGCUCUUGCAAUUUGGGUCUAGUGCUCGUGCCACCAAGACGGCAGGGAGCUACGGUGAGAACCCUGGUAAAACCAUAAGCUUGGGCAUCACUUGCAACAUGCACCCGGCCUUCUACAUCCCAAUGGAGCGGGGCGAGCUUGGAAGCCACGCAGCCUCCACCAAGGAAAGGUUCCUCAUCUCCACUGGCCGCCCUGUUCAACCACAUGAGGACAUCCCCGCAGACUUUUGCUUGCCGGAAGGAGUCUCGCCAUACAGGUGGGUCCCCCUCACUCCUGAGAUUGCAGACCUCAUUGGGGUUGCUAAAGAAGCAACAUCGCCAGACGCAGCUGCCCAAGAAUGGGCAGAAGCUGGGCUUGAAGACGAAGCCGCGGCCCAACUCACCCAAAAUGCUGCCGGUGAGUAUGUGCCGUCGGAAGACGGCUACCUUGUCAGGCUCUUAGAUGACAAGCUGACCCGCAUCCGCUUCAGGCGAUCAGAGGCAGCCCCAAACGGCUUUGAAGCAGAGUGGAGGGUAGCGAACCGAAACUUUGCAAUCCCGGAGGUAUGCCGUUUGAGAAAUUGCGUGACUAGGGUGGCCACCUAUUUCGCAGCGCCACACCAAGUUAUCACUUUGACUUCGGAGGCUGAGUCAUGGCAUCUGUCUUACCAGGGAGCAAUGAAUGUCCAAAGCCACGUGGUUCGUGAUACUGGAGACAUCCAAGCUGGGGCUCGCUUCGGGGCGGCGCCUUGGCAAGUAGGGGUUUUAGCUGCUUUGCUCCUGGUCUUCGAAAUCUUUGUCGGCGCCCACUCCCCUGCAGCGCUGGAGGGGCGAGCUUUGCAGGUUACACCCGGGCACUUGCAGCGGGCGUACGCCUUGCUUCAAUUGGUGCAGCGUCUGAAGCACAUUGCCCUUGGAGAUGCAGCAGCCAGCCCAGACCUACCGCCGCCGCAGGAAGACGUCCGUGCGGAUGAUUUGGGCGCCUUGCGCAUCCCCUAUGUGCCUGAAGACUUUGCUUCGACCCAAGCUGGCGCAGGUAUUCCAGAGGUGGGCGAUGACGAAGAAGGUGACGAGGCUGCAGAGGAGUCGCCGGAGGAACAUGUGCCAGAACUGCCAGCACCAGUGGGCAAUCCAGGACUGCCGGAGCCAGAACCUUGCGCAGCCGUGAAACCUUUGACCCUGCAGGAUGUUCGAGCCAGUGAUUUUGGGUUUGGAGACAAUGGUGUCACUGUCCCUGACGGCUUGCAUAGCCGGAAUUUCACCGAUAGAACUGUUUUGAAGCAGACCCUUCUUGCUGGCAAACCGAAGAUCACUAGGAAAGAGGCUUGUGACAAGAUGCGCUUCGAACGAGGGCAAGGACGCAAAGCGCUUCCCAAAGAAAAAUGGGUUGCUGUCAUGAGGGCUGCAGCUUCCCAAUUUCCCGACUUGCUCCGCCUUGACGGAGAGAUUUUGUGUUUGAAAAUGAUUCCCGACACUGCAGCAGGCAAGGUCGCGUACCACAACGACCUCAUGAGAGCUUGCCGUCUAAGCCUGCGGGAGUUGAUUGCUGCUAUGGACAAAGCAGCUGAGAAGAAGGAAGAGCAUUUCUUCGCCAUCCAGCCCUCCUUCUUCUUGUGCAUCUUGGUGGCACAAGACUUGGGCGGAAAGCCUUGCAGGCGCUAUGAGCACCGGCAACUGCUUGGGACCUACAGAGUUUUGAGGACCUACGGCUUCUUGUUUGCAGGUUUCGAGCCAGACUUCUACUACUUCGAGUGUGUCUACAUGUUUCGCAAGCUGUGCUUCGAGUUUGUGAUGACCAUGCCCGGAAUGACCUCGGAGAACGAGGAGAUCUUGGGUCGCAUCAACAGCAGCAGUGUGGCCUUCGUGGCGUCGGUGUUCUUCGCGUUGCACAUGGCGUGCCAACCCUACGACAACAGGGAUUACUUCAUCCUGGAUCACAUCGAGACUGCCUCGCUGCGUGCCAUUUUGGUCACCGCCUUUCUGCAGUUGUGGUGUCUCAAUACGAAUGAGGCGGAUGGCAUCCUCCAUAACACGUGGCUUCGGGAGGUCCGGAACGUCAUCUGUACUGUCGUGAUCCUCUUAUUCCACCUCCGCUUCUUCUGGCUCUUCUUCUAUGGCAUCGCCCGCAGGAGGAUCCAAUCGUGCAUCUCUGCGUGUCGAGGCCGCGACUUUUCCCACGGCAUCGUCAAGUUCGUCCCAGAUGGCUUGCAGCUACACAACCUCAACGGGAAGGAGGAGAUGCUGUUGAAGACGCUGGUCUCCGAAAUCUUCGAUUUGCACAUGCAAGCGAAGAGGAAGAUUGCGUACGACCAAUGGUCAGGCAGUUUGCAGAUGUUAUGCCUGGAGGCCAGGCGUCAGCACAUCGAGAACGAACUGCUGGCACUGGACAAGGUGGGCAACACCCUGCGAUCCUGGAGGGAAAUCAGCCGCAAGCUCUUCCAUGGCUCAAGGGUGGGCCUCAUCUUUGAGAGGAUCUUCGAUCGCAUGGAGAGCGCCUAUGGUUUGGUGUCCAAGAGUGGCAGCUAUGAAAAUUCGAAGAAACAGAAGGACAAGGAAUUGGAGGACCUGAAGAUCUUCUGUGCCGACUCCUUGAACAAGAUCUUGAACAAAGAGUUCAGAGUCGACGAGUUGCAGGAUUCCAUGCUGAGUCUUGGGAAGAGCAUCUGCAACAACAAACGAAUUGGUGGUUUAGGAGAGAACAUGAAGGUAGAGGAUGAGACCAUGUCGCAAGCGUUGGAGUUCUAUGUUGGGCCGUUGGACAUGGACGAACAUGUGGCCAUCGCCAUACAGGAGCGCGCCAACAUCAAAGAGGUCACCGAGCUUCGCAAGGAGGUUGACGAACGGCAAACAGAGUGUGCCGAUCUGCGGCGGCUCCUGGGUCAGUACCGCGCCCAGCGAAAGCAGGGGCUGGGGACGGACGAGGAGCGCCCAGUGGACGAUCCCCGGGCAGAGCGACUGGAGGAGCUGGAAGUGCAGCUGAAGAAGAGCAUGGAGGCUCUUUCGGAGGCACAGGAGGAGCGCGACAAAACUCAGGCGGAGGUGUAUCGACUUCAGGGAGAUCUGGACAAAGAGGGCGAUCUCAAACAGGAGGCCAAAGGCGUCAUGGAGGAGCAGCAGUCCAAGAUCCAUUCCCUGGAGGAACAGCUGAGGAAGCUGCAGCAGCAUCGCAUCAGUUGUUGGUCAUGCCACACCAAGUUGCCGGAGGACGCGCAGUACUGCUACACGUGCGGGAAGGCGCUACAUGACGAGCUGUAAGCGGGCAGACGUGUGCCGCUUUGUGGUUGGAAGGUUCCCAGCUGCGACGUAUCCUCUCGGCAUACUUCAAUGGUUCCCAAAGAAUGGGGGAUUGAGCCAACCUGAGG